Molecule: messenger RNA, 1563 nt
Organism: Colletotrichum higginsianum IMI 349063
Lineage: Eukaryota; Fungi; Ascomycota; Sordariomycetes; Glomerellales; Glomerellaceae
Product: Homoserine O-acetyltransferase
Exons: 1
Coding region: 1-1563 (520 amino acids)
Biological process (GO): L-homoserine metabolic process
Molecular function (GO): L-serine O-acetyltransferase activity; homoserine O-acetyltransferase activity
Source: RefSeq, a predicted model, not a curated record
AUGAAGUGUCAGAGACUGGCCUCAGCGGCCCUGCGCCAGGCCCGCACGCCGGUUUCACGCACCCAAGCUCCCUCCGUAUUUCGGAGCUCCAACAAUGCCGCCGCGGCACCUCUUGGCAGCCGGCAAUGCACCCGCCGAUUCACCUCCAAGCCGGCCCGCAAGGCCGCCUCGAACAGCCCCGGCGAUGCAUCAAACCCCGCGAUGGCAUUCCCAUGUCUGGACGCCCUCGAGAAUCGAUCGGCGACCCUCGAGGCAAGAUUCGAGUCGAGCGGCCCCGAGCCCUCUUACACAGCCGGUGCGACGGAAACAUACCACUGCAAAGACCCUCUCCUGCUCGACUGGGGCGGCGUCCUGCCCGAGUUCGACAUCGCAUACGAGUCUUGGGGAGAGAUGAAUGCCGACAAGUCGAACGUCAUCCUCCUCCACACCGGCCUGUCGGCAUCGUCGCAUGCGCAUUCAACAGAGAGCAACCCGAAGCCUGGCUGGUGGGAGAAGUUCAUCGGACCGGGGCUGGCCCUGGAUACGGAUAAAUAUCACGUCAUCUGCACGAACGUCAUCGGAGGCUGCUAUGGGUCAACAGGACCGAGCAGCAUCGACCCCGCGGACGGCCAGCGGUAUGCAACAAGGUUCCCAAUCCUCACCAUGGAGGAUAUGGUGCGGGCACAGUUCCGUCUUCUUGAUGGGCUCGGUGUGGACAAACUCUAUGCCAGUGUUGGAUCCAGCAUGGGCGGCAUGCAGUCGCUCGCUGCCGGCGUUCUCUUCCCCGACCGCGUGGGCAGGAUCGUGUCCAUCAGCGGUUGCGCCAGGAGUCAUCCGUACAGCAUCGCGAUGCGCCACACGCAACGCCAGGUGCUGAUGAUGGACCCCAACUGGAACAGGGGUUUCUACUACGGCAGAGUGCCGCCCCACGCCGGUAUGAAACUUGCACGAGAGAUCGCGACGGUCACAUACCGAUCAGGUCCCGAAUGGGAGCAGCGUUUCGGCAGGCGGAGGGCGGACCCCAGCAAACCCCCGGCGCUGUGCCCCGACUUUUUGAUCGAGACGUAUCUGGACCACGCAGGCGAGAAGUUUUGUUUGACGUACGAUCCCAACAGUCUGCUGUAUGUCAGCAAGGCUAUGGACUUGUUCGACCUUGGACGCGAAAACCAGGUGGCUGCCGGCACGAGAAGGGCAGAACGCGAGAAGCUUCUUCAGUCUGGAGCCUCUCCCGCGCGCAACGAUGCAGCCUGCAGUCUCACGCUGCCUGAGAAGCCCUACGUGGAGCAGCCUGAAUCCAACGCCGGAGCGGCGGACCAGCCAAUCGAGGUGUCCUCUAGGCCGCCCGAAGACCUCAUCGCGGGUCUGGCUCCGCUGAGGGACACCCCGGCCCUCGUCAUCGGGGUGACGAGCGACAUCCUAUUCCCGGCGUGGCAGCAGAGAGAAGUCGCCGAGGCUCUGAAGCUCGCGGGCAACAGGAACGUGGCGCACUAUGAGCUGAGUGAGGAGAUGAGCUUCUUUGGCCACGACACAUUCCUGUUGGACCUGAAGAAUAUUGGUGGAAAUCUGAAGAACUUUCUUGGGUGA